Messenger RNA from Gasterosteus aculeatus aculeatus (three-spined stickleback), 1830 nucleotides. It is a transcript of the gene aup1, whose product is annotated as AUP1 lipid droplet regulating VLDL assembly factor. The record is from RefSeq and is a predicted model, not a curated record. Gene Ontology annotation, cellular component: endoplasmic reticulum membrane. Gene Ontology annotation, biological process: ERAD pathway. Lineage: Eukaryota; Metazoa; Chordata; Actinopteri; Perciformes; Gasterosteidae. Gene Ontology annotation, molecular function: ubiquitin binding.
AGUUUGGUGGUUGUUGCUUCUUGCGCAGAGGGGCUAGCGCUGCUAGCACCGCGGGAGGAAGCGCCGUUGGAAAAUUACAAGUCUAACAUUAUAAACUCCCUGAAACCAUUUAGCUUCAAGUAAAGGACAAGUUCGCGUGGGGACGAUAUCGUUAGUUGCGACUCCAUCCCCAUGCGAUAACGUUGCUGUCGUGAACGGCAUGACUAAUUUAUAUCCAGGGAUCAGGUUGUAUUCUUAGCAUUAGCCUCCGAGCAAACCUCUGACUCGCAGUCAUGGAGAAUCGGGGGAUUGACGACAUGUUUGACUUUCGUCGGUUUCCCAAAGAUGCCGUUCUUCUCCUGCUGCUGCUGAUUUACUCUCCGGUUGGCAUCUGUUUGAUGUUGAUACGCAUCUUUCUUGGUGUUCACGUGUUCUUGGUCAGCUGUGCGCUUCCAGAGAGUUUUGUUAGAAGCUUUAUCGUGAGGGUUAUGUGCUCGGUCCUGGGGAUGCACGUGAGACAGAAAAACCCUCGCUCCCGAGACCGAAACACCAAGCUGUACUUGUGCAACCAUGUGACGGAGUUUGACCACAACAUAAUCAACCUUUUGACCCCCUGUCACACUCCCCAGCUAGAGGGCUCCACAGGAUUCGUGUGUUGGGCCAGAGGCUUCAUGGAGAUUAAUUCAGCGUCCGGCCAAGAAGCCGUAGGAGAGUCUCUCCAGAGGUACUGCUCCACCCGAGGUACCCCCCCUCUGCUUCUGUUUCCCGAAGAGGACACCACCAACGGCCGAGCUGGCCUGCUGAAGUUCAGCUCCUGGCCUUUCUCACUGACUGAUUCCAUCCAACCUGUGGCCUUAAGGGUGACCAGACCACUGAUCGCUUUGGGGACACCUGAGUCCAGCUGGCUGACUGAGCUCUUGUGGACAUUUUUUGUUCCAUGUACAGUGUAUCAUGUAAGUUGGCUCCCAUCAGUAUCCAGACAGGAUGGAGAGUCCAUGCAGGAGUUUGCCAACAAGGUUCAGGAGCUGCUAGCGGGUGAACUCGGCUUGGUUUCCACCAAGAUCACAAAAGGUGAUAAAGCGGAGCACGUCAAACGUAAAAGACGCACGGUACCACAAACCUCUACAGGUGUCAGACCUGGCUCCAUGGGCCUCGGCUUCAUGGUCCAGAGUUUGGGUACCGAGGAUCACCGGGUUGCCAAGAUGGCCCAACAGGUGAAGGACGUGCUGCCUCACGUCCCGCUGAACGUCAUCGCCAUGGACCUCGCCAAAACCAAUUGUGUUGACACCACUAUAACGAAUCUGCUGGAGAACAAGGAGGAAAGUCCGAUGGAAGCAACCGGCACGUCGGCCUUUGGGUGUUCCAGUAACAGCGUGUAUUCCUCCGGUCCUGCUCCCACCAUAAAGCCUGCUGCCAAAUGUUUUGGGAGAUCACCAACUGACAGACAUUUGUCUCUCCAAGAGAGAAAAGAAGCCCUCUAUAAUUUUGCCAGAAGACGCUACAUUGAAAAACACGGAUUAGAGGAAGAAGAACACUGAACACACUUUGGGUCAAGCGAUCGAUGGAAACACCCGAGAGAAGCAUAUUCAACUUGCGUAGCUGUCUAAUUUGAACGGUGAUUUUCUACACUGGCAACCGUUCCAGUUGCAGAACCGAUUUAGUUAAUUGCAGGUAACCGAGCAGAGGAUUGACAACGUGUAUAUGUCGAUGGAACGGUGAUCACACAUGUUUAAUUCUUCAUUCUGGCUGAUGCAUAAUUUUGAUAACGAUUUGUAUUCCGAUCCACUGAUUUUGAAUCAUCUAUUUAUUUUUAUAAUGUCGUUGAUGCAAAUAAAGUUCAGUUUGACCAUA